This is a messenger RNA of Aspergillus aculeatus ATCC 16872, 1581 nucleotides long. RefSeq names its product histone deacetylase HOS2 (gene hosA). The record is from RefSeq and is a predicted model, not a curated record. The coding region runs from base 75 to 1313 and encodes 412 amino acids. NCBI's taxonomy places the organism in Eukaryota, Fungi, Ascomycota, Eurotiomycetes, Eurotiales, Aspergillaceae. Gene Ontology annotation, molecular function: histone deacetylase activity. The transcript has a single exon.
CGGUCGAACUACAUCAUUUCGGACAAUCGCAUCCGAUGAAACCCUGGCGGCUCACGCUCACGAAACAGCUGGUGAUGGCCUAUGGCAUGCACCAUGCGAUGGACCUAUACCUGGCGCGCCGGGCCACAUACGAGGAGAUGGAGGAGUUCCACACGUCCGACUAUCUCGACUUUCUCCGCCAAGUGAACCCGGGAGAUAUGGAGAACUCGGAACAGAGCGAGAACAUUGCGCGCUUCAAUUUUGGGGACGACUGCCCGAUCUUUGAUGGCCUAUACAACUACUGCUCGCUCUACGCUGGCGGCACCAUCGACGCGGCCCGCAAACUGUGCAACAACCAGUCGGAGAUCGCGAUCAACUGGUCGGGUGGCCUCCAUCACGCCAAAAAGUCCGAAGCCAGCGGCUUCUGCUACGUGAACGACAUCGUCCUGGGCAUCCUGCAGCUCCUCCGCCUCCACCCGCGCGUCAUGUACAUCGACAUCGACGUGCACCACGGCGACGGCGUCGAGCAGGCCUUCUGGUCCACGGACCGGGUGCUGACCGUCUCCUUUCACAAAUACGACAAGGACAACUUCUUCCCCGGCACGGGCGCGCUUGACAGCAACGGGCCGACGCACCCGCUGAAUCCGGGCGCGCACCACUCGGUCAACGUGCCCCUCCACGAUGGGAUCGACGACGAGUCGUACAUCCAGCUCUUCCGCGACGUGAUCGGCUCGUGCGUGGACGUCUACCGGCCCGGCGCCAUCGUGCUGCAGUGCGGCGCCGACUCGCUGGGCUGCGACCGGCUGGGCUGCUUCAACCUCAACGUCUCGGCGCACGGCGCGUGCGUCGCCUUCGUCAAGACCUUCAACCUGCCGCUGCUGGUCGUCGGCGGCGGCGGCUACACGCCGCGCAACGUCUCCCGCGCCUGGGCCCACGAGACCUCGAUCCUGCUCGACGCCCAGGACGUCAUCGACCCCAACAUCCCCGAGACCGUCACCUUCCGCAACCACUUCGGCCCGGACUUCUCCCUGUUCCCCCCGCUCUCCGAGAUGCGCAAGCUCGAGAACAAGAACCCCCGCCCCUACCUGGCCGGCCUGCUGCAGUCCAUCCGCGAGCAGCUCCGCUACAUCGAGGGCGCCCCCAGCGUGCAGAUGAGCUUCAUCCCCCCGGACAUCCUCGGUCUGCGCGAGGACACCGAGAAGGAGAUCGAGGAGGAAACGGCGCUGAUGGAGGAAGAGCGCGAGGACCGCGCCGGCGGAGGCAGUCUGGGCAAAGCCAGUCGGCGGAGGGAGCUGGAACGCGCCGCCGGCCAACGGGGGGAGCUAUAUCAGUAGUACCUUCUAGGUGCUACCUUCCUCUCAGUUUGUGGGUUUUGUUCUUCCGUGCUAGGGUCGUCAGCUGCAUACUUUGAUUUUCAUUUGUUUUCCGGUGUUAACGGUUGGGGUUUUGCUUCAUGGGAUGAGUGAUAGCGGCGUCUUUGGGGUUUCAUUGAUGGGAGGCGGACAGUGCAAUAUACAGCAUGUGCAGUUUUUUGCAGAUACAGAUAGGUUGUGAUAUCCUGUUGUUGUUGUUGUUGUUGUCGUUGGGUCUUGUAUGAUAACU